This is a messenger RNA of Apis dorsata (giant honeybee), 3626 nucleotides long. Its product is annotated as zinc finger protein 62 homolog. The annotation marks the transcript as partial. The transcript has 2 exons. The record is from RefSeq and is a predicted model, not a curated record. Gene Ontology annotation, biological process: regulation of transcription by RNA polymerase II. Lineage: Eukaryota; Metazoa; Arthropoda; Insecta; Hymenoptera; Apidae. Gene Ontology annotation, cellular component: nucleus. Gene Ontology annotation, molecular function: DNA-binding transcription factor activity, RNA polymerase II-specific; RNA polymerase II transcription regulatory region sequence-specific DNA binding.
AAUGGAUGUUUCAGGAGGUCUACGAUCGCGGAAACAUCCUUGGACCAGGAUAGAAACGAUCGAGUAACCACUGUACAGGAUUCAAUGACGUUGAAAAUCAAAUUGGAACGCAACGAUUCGGAUAACUCGGCGAGAAAUGAAAAUAACGUCACGAGUAAUUAUUUAGAGAGGAAAAUGUUCGACGAACCGAUUCUCGACUCGGUGAAAACUGUUUUGGUGCCGGUCAGGGAUCUAGUGACCAAGGAAGUAAGGAAUAUGUUGGUCCCUGUUGAAGUCAGGGACGAGACCGGAUUGAACGUGAUCAAGAGUGUGCUUAUACCGUUCGAGGGAGACGACGGAUUGGUGUCUUACGAGCUGAAAAAGGUAAUGGUGCCUAUCAAGCCGGAAUUGAGUUUACCCCAGAAGAAGGGUGAGAGCAGAUUCGUGGCGAAUCAGGCUAAGGACAGGCGGUUGAGUUGCAAGGGAGGCGGCGAGAGGAAACGAAAGAAAAGCGAGGAGGGCGACGAGCAAGAAGAGGGGAAAGAGAUAUUAUUGGAAGUAACGAAAGAAUCAAAAUUGAAAUCGAAAACCGACGUGACGAAAGGGGAAGUGGACGAGAUAUUGGAUACCUUGAGGAACGUUUGUCCGUUCUGCGAAAAGUGUUUCAAGGACGAGAAUCAAAUGCAGAAGCACGCCCUGAAAACGCAUAAGAAGCCGUACAACUGCGACAAGUGUCACAAAGGUUACUUCUCGGAUCUGGCCCUCGAGGAACAUCGAAAAACGCACGAGGUGAUGUCAUUUCAUCGAUGCUCCGUCUGCCAGAUGCAAUACAAAACCGUGACAGGGUUGAAGCAUCACAGGAUCCGCGAGCACGCCGACAUAGACCCGAAAUUCAUCUGCGACUGUUGCGGCAAGAAGUUCAAAUUAAAAUUGGACCUGGCCCUUCACAUAGACAGGUCACACAUGAACGCUACCUACAUCUGCAGAUUCUGCGGGAUGGCCGUGAAGAAUAUCGCCCACCACGAGACGAAGCAUCAGGAGAAUAAAGAGAUCGUCUAUCCGUAUUGUUGCACCGUCUGCCCUAGAAAAUUCAAAGCUUGGAACACGUUGGAGAAUCACUUGCUGAUGAAGCACAAAGCUUCGAACGUGGGAUCGGACAUGUUGCGAACGCUUUGCCAGAAAAGAUUCGAAUCCAGAAGCGAUUUCUAUCAGCACGUGUUGCUCAAUCAAACGGAGGUUAAGCAGCACAAGUGCGACGUGUGCGGGAAAAUCUUCACGUCCGAGUACAAUCUUCGCAAUCACGUCGCUCUCCAUUCCCAGACUUACGCGUGUACCCAGUGUGACAAGAGUUUCACCACGAAUUACUUGUUGAAGCUGCAUCUACGGAAGCACACCGGCGAACGGCCCUAUCAGUGCAAAGUAUGCUUGAAGACGUUCGCCAGAUCUGCUUCCCUUAGAAUGCACAGAUUGAUCCACACCGGUGAGAAACCGUACGCGUGCGAUUUGUGCGGGCAAAGUUUUACUCAGAGGGGCAGCAUGAUGUCGCAUCGCCGCAAACAUCCAGAAAAUCAUCCGCCUUCUCCUCCCCUGUUGCUCACCAAUUCUGAAAAUAACGAGAAUCGAUGUUUCAGGAAUUCGACGAUGAUGGAAAGGUCCAAGGAACUAGACUCGAUACAACGAUUGGUUACGUUAUGUCCCAAAUCGAAUUCUCCGGAUCAGACAAAGAUUGAUCAAAGAUUGCCAUGUGAAAAAGAAUUAAAGGAUAAGUUACCUAGAAAAAUUCUAAAAAAUUGUAACAAGAUUAAUAAUAAACCAGAGACGGUGAGGAAAAAUGAAAACAAUUUAACGAAUGAUUCAUCAUUGAAUGAAGUUAACGUUGAUUUAAUUUCGAACAGGAAUAUCGUUGACAAUAGUGUUUGUUUAAAAGAUGUUGACAGUGAUUUAUCAUCGUCUAUAAAAACGAAUGAACGAAUAAAGGAUGAUCCAAAUGAAAGAACGCAGAAUAAUUUGUGCAUAAAUUCAGUGCCACAGGUAUUGAUUGCAAUCCCAGAUCCGGUGACUAACGAGAUUAAAAAUAUUCUGAUGCCAAUUGAAACGAGAGAUGCCUCUGGAUUGAACGUAAUUAAAAGUGUCCUUGUACCCAUUCGUGACUCGAAUGGUGUUAUAUCGUACAAUAUUAAAAAAGUAAUGGUGCCUAUCAAACCGGAAUUAAAUUUGUGCCAGCCAUCGAAAGUCAAAAACAAGUCGAAUACAAGUAAACCUGUCAAAAAUGAGAAAAAAGAAGACGAACGAACAUCAAUAUCAAACGAGAAUGAAACAAGAAAAAAUGACGAAAUAACGUUAGACGUUAAGAAUAAUGUGCAACAUUCUUCAUUGGAAGAAGCAAGGAAAAAUUUAACGAAAGAUGAGGAAGAGGAGAAUACAGAAUCGCAAAUAAUAUCUAUUCAAGAAAGCCAAAAAGAAGAGACGGAUCAAAUAUUAGAAACUUUGAAGAAUGUUUGUCCGGUAUGUCAAAAAGUAUUCAAGAGCGAGAACAUGAUGCAAAGGCACGUGCGCAAGUUUCACGAGAAGACGUAUCCUUGUGAUAAAUGUAACAAAUGUUAUCCAUCAAAAUUAUCACUGGAAGAACACAAAAAGUCGCACGAAGAUGAUUCUUACUUACAAUGUUCCAUGUGUCACUUAAAAUACAAACGUAAGAUAGGCUUAAAGUAUCAUCAGAUUCGUGUACAUAGUAACGUGGAUCCAAAAUUUAUGUGCGAUUAUUGCGGGAAACGUUUCAAAUUGAAACUGGAUCUGAGUGUCCAUAUCGAAAAGAUACACAUGGGAAUCACCCAUAUCUGUAAAAUAUGUGGCAAGGUAGUGAAAAAUAUCACGCAUCACGAAUGGCAGCACGAUAGGGCAGCAAAGAAAGUCGUUUACAAAUACAGUUGCGAUCUUUGUCCAAAAAAAUUCACGACUCGUAACAAUUUAGACAACCAUUUGCUUAUGCACAAAGACGGAUUUAAGUGUACUCUUUGCGACGAAGUUUUUUCUUCGCCAUUUGCACUUGGCAGCCAUAAGAGCACGAAACACAGACCUGGCGCCACCUGCCCUAUUUGCGAGAAAGCUUUCAACAGUACCAGCAAUUUUUAUCAACACGUGCUCACCCAUGCUGGAGUCAGACCGUAUAAAUGUGACAUUUGUGGAGAAGAUUUUACGCAAAGAUCCAGUGUUCUGAGACACCGAAAGAUUCAUCCUGGACCUCUUCCUCCUUUAACAGAUCCUACUCCUAUCGCGGAUACUGCUAGGAAGAUAUUGGAACAACUUUCGAGUGCUUGACUUGUUAACGUAUUUAUAAUGUGCAACUAUAUUGUUGUGAACAACGUUAAUUUUGUUUUAAAGGAUUUAUCGAGAAGCAUGAAGAGAAAUGGAUGCAUUUUGAAAAUAUAUGGUGCUUCUGAGUAAAUAUUGUAGUACAAAGUUUGGAAGAAGAUGUAAGAUCUUUGUGAUAUGGUAAUUGAACAUAGCAAUGUAUGUGUCAAGAAUCGUUACCUUAGUAUCGAUUGAUUUUAUCGUUUCAUUGUUAAUGAAAUUUAACAUCUGUGAAAUAUUCUAUUCUUGAGACUGAUUUUGAUUUCUUUUUUAUAUAUAGAGAAUUUUAUUUUAAA